AGUGCAGCAAAGAGAAAAGUGGAGCAGUUCUUGACUCCUCCUCCUCCCUCCCUUCCUGCAUUCUCUGCGCAUGCUGUAACCUGAAAGCUGAAUUCCAGGAGAUUAGAAGAUAGCAGCGAAAUUCUUUCUUUCUUGUUCUUGGUUGAUUCUCCGCCGACAAUGGAAGAGAGCAGCAGCAAAGCAAGUGUCGUCAAUCGACUCCUCGGCGUGAAACAGAGGUCUGGCAAAACGUUCGGUCAGAUUGCACAGGAAACGGGUCUUACGAACGUCUACGUUGCUCAGCUCUUGAGAAGGCAGGCUCAUCUCAAGCCUGAAACUGCCCUCAAAUUGCGAGCAUCCCUGCCCGAGCUAACCGAUGACCUCGUGGAUGAGAUGAUGAGACCUCCCAUGAGGUCCUACGACCCUAAUUUGAUCCAAGAACCCACUAUCUACAGAUUGAAUGAAGCUGUUAUGCAUUUCGGCGAGAGCAUUAAGGAAAUUAUCAACGAGGAGUUUGGUGAUGGCAUAAUGUCAGCUAUAGAUUUCUACUGUUCCGUUGACAAAGUUAAAGGUAUGGAUGGGAAGGAUCGUGUAGUCGUGACAUUUGACGGAAAGUAUUUGCCUUACACUGAACAGAGAUCUGAGGAUAUGGCAUCAAGGCUUAGGCCGCAGAAAGCUAAUGAACACCCACAUAUAUCCAGUUAGUGCAACAAUUAUACAAAAGGUCGUCAGUCUUUUAUACUUCUAAAUAAGUUUUACAUGAAGGCUCUUCGAGUAUUAUUUUAUUUGAUGAGCUCUGGUUUGUAUUAUACUACGGGUAUGCAUUACAGGUCCUUGGACUACUAUAAUUUAGAUACGACCAGUAAUAGCGUGGAACCAUAAACAUUUCACUAAUUGAAUGUGUUCUGUUGAUACAUUUAA
Nelumbo nucifera (sacred lotus) is the source of this 900-nucleotide messenger RNA. RefSeq names its product cyanase (gene CYN). NCBI's taxonomy places the organism in Eukaryota, Viridiplantae, Streptophyta, Magnoliopsida, Proteales, Nelumbonaceae. Gene Ontology annotation, molecular function: cyanate hydratase activity; DNA binding. The record is from RefSeq and is a predicted model, not a curated record.